AGAGAAUUUGCACCUGUGUACGUGAAUGCGUUGUUGAAAUAGUAAUAGCAGCAAGCAGGCUCGACUAAACUCGCAUCGCAACGGUUUGUGUCAGUGUGGUAUCGGGCACUCGGCUAAAGGAUCGAGAGAUCUCUCGCGUUGACAGCGUGUGUCUGGUCAUAAGAUGACCUCGCCAGCGAAGAAAGUUAAGAAGCUCGAUGAGUCGAGCGACGGUGAUGGCGCCGCUGACAAUCGUGACUACGACAUCGAGAUACAAAAAGCACUGGAGGAAAUUGACGGCUGCCAAAAUCAGAUUGAUGGAUUGAACGAGAAAGCCAGCGAUGAGAUUCUCGAGGUUGAGAAGAAGUACAACAAGCUGCGCAAACCAUAUUUCCAGAAGCGUAGCGACAUCAUCAAGAGGAUACCUAAUUUCUGGGUUACCGCUUUUGUAAACAACAAAAAAAUUGCUGAUAUUUUGGAAGAGGAAGAGGAAGAUGCCUUGCGUUAUUUAAAUAAAUUGGAGGUAGAAGAAUUCGAAGACAUCAAGUCUGGAUAUAGAAUCAAUUUUUAUUUUGAGGAAAAUCCCUAUUUUAAAGAUGAAGUGCUUACUAAGGAGUUUCACCUUGGUUCGUCUGGAGAUCCGGUAUCUCUAAGUACAGCCAUUAACUGGAAGGAAGGAGCUGAUUUAUCUAAAAGAGCAAAGGCAAAGGCUGCUAUGAAAGGUAGAAAAAGGCCUCUUGGGCACAGGUCAUUCUUUGACUGGUUUACGGAUCAUGGAGAUCCAAGUUCUGAUGAAAUAGCUGAAUUGAUCAAAGAUGACCUCUGGCCAAAUCCUCUACAGUAUUAUUUGGCACCAGACAUGGAAAUUGAGAAUGGUAUUGAAGGUGAUGAAGUUGACACUGACGAUGAAGAAGAUGAAGACGAAGAUGGAGUGGAUGAGGAUGGGGCUGAUGAAGAAGGUGAGGGAGAGCUAGGUGAAGGAGAGGAAGGUGAUGAUAGUGUAGAAAUAAUGGAGGAUGCUGGGGAAGGAGAAGAGGAUGAGGAUGAUGAAGAUGCCACAAAUGAGAAUGAAGGUGUGCAUGACGAAGAGGAGUUUUUGGCGGAGGAUGAAGUUGAACGAGAGGGAGAGCACUUAGAUGGCGAAGAACCUGAAUAAAAUAUUUCUGACUUAAUUGUAAUUGACGCGGAAACAUAAAAGGACAAUCGUUGAACGUAAAUCUUUUCAAACGUGACUCUAAACCGUGAAAAAUUGCCUGGAGCUUCCAUCACUGACAAUUAAUGUUAUUUUAGUUGUAAGUGCUCUACAGCGAAAAUAUUCACGAAUAUCAGAUUAAAGAAUGUCGAUUAUUUCGAUUGUGAAGGAAACAAUUGAUGGUCACGGCCUACGCUGCAUCUUCAAGAGACUCAACACUAGGCCAAUUUUUAAGAUACAAAACUAAUUUAACGAAAAAAGAAAAAAAAAUUCACACUUUAAUUUUUAACGGAUAAGAUAGGUUUAAGAGCGCUGAGCUUCCAAAGCGAAGUUCCACAUUGUCGUUUUUUGUAUUCCUUUAUUUAUAAGUCGAUAUUGUAAAUAGUGACAGCGCAUGAUUUCUUCACGUUCAUGUCGGAACUUUGAACCCUCCAAUCUUCUAUUUGCUUUCAGUGCUCGAUUAGUUUUUUUUCUCUUUGGUUCAUUUGACUAUUUGUUCUUUACAUAAAAAUUCUGAUGUAAUAUUUAUCUGUAUUGAAGAUUCAGUAACAUAUUAUUUAAGAAUGUAUUUUUACAACUAUUUAGUUUGGUAUCGUCGAAUUAUUUGGAGCGCCUUGUAAAGGCAAAAUUUUCAUUUUUCUUUUUACUUUUUUUUUCUGCAAAUCUCAUCUUAUUUAAUAACGCAAAAAAAUAAAAACUUUUUUAUUUAAGCUGAAGGAAAAGAGUGUAACGAAAUACCGUCAUUUUCACAAAUAAAUUGUCGUUUUUAAAUUUACGUAACAUUUUAUUUUAUUUUCAAGUACCCUCUAUUUAUUUUCAAAUGACCAAAUUGAUUGUUUAUAAACGAAAUUGGAUAUUCGAGCUAAAUUUUGAUUGUGAAUACUUAUAACAAAGUCUAAACAAUAAUACAUUUUCAAGAUAUUCGUAAGAAUUUAUAAUAUGAUUCCUUCGCUUGGUUGUUGACGGAAAAUGAGUUUAUUUGCAUGUGUAAAUAACUAUGUGUAUUUUCAGGAUUAUUUUCAAGUACAAAGAGCACAUGUGAUGUAAUUAUUUUUUAGCAUAAUGAUAUUGAAAAUGUUUAAUAAAAACUAUGUAACUUGAGUUAAAACCGCUUAUUUUUUCAAGCUUAAAAGUCAUAUUUCACAGGCACAAAUUAAAUAUAUUAGUAAAAGUGAGAUAUUUUUACACAAUAUCAUUAAAUGUCAAACAUUCACUGUAUGCAAUGAAACGAUAAAUCCAUGUAAACUAGUGAAUCAAAUAAAAAAG
Phymastichus coffea is the source of this 2437-nucleotide messenger RNA. It is a transcript of the gene Set, whose product is annotated as protein SET. Gene Ontology annotation, molecular function: histone binding; chromatin binding. Gene Ontology annotation, cellular component: nucleus; chromatin. Gene Ontology annotation, biological process: nucleosome assembly. The record is from RefSeq and is a predicted model, not a curated record. Bases 164 to 1135 code for a protein of 323 amino acids. Lineage: Eukaryota; Metazoa; Arthropoda; Insecta; Hymenoptera; Eulophidae. The transcript has 5 exons.